AUGUAUGAUGAACAAAUCGUAGAUUUCCGUAAUUCGGAAAAUGACAUGAUCUAUGGUAGUGUGUUGUUAGAUGAUUCGGAUACACGAAUACUGCUUCUGUGGAUUACAAUAUACAUUUGCCUUUUGGUGAACAGCGUUCGAUCAAAAAGUUUUUUCAUUCAUUCUGCGGUGGUCAAUGGAAAAAAGAAAAUCGUUGCCACCGAGGUGAACUCUACGGCAUCCUCAUUUCGAAACGGCGCCUCUGCAACGAAGGAGAUUCUGACUGAACCGAAGUCUGCCAAGUUUGAGAUUCCACUGUCGUCUGCCGACCAAGAAUGGCUCGGAUCACUGCUAUACCACCCUAAUGAGAGUGAUAUACGAAUAAGAAAGGAGUACAGGCAAUUAUCUAAAGAAGAAAGAGAAAAUUUAAAUCUAGCAUUUAAUCUGUUAAAGAACGACACAUCAGUCAGUUUGAACAAAUAUGAUCUGCUAGCUAAUAUCCAUGCUAGAUCUUCAGCUAAUGCUAAUGCACACCAGGGACCAAAUUUUAUGGGCUGGCACAGAGUUUUUCUUCUGAUGAUGGAGAAUGCUUUGAGACAGAAAGUAAAGACCGUAACAAUACCAUACUGGGAUGUUACAUUGGAUGAAGCCAUGGACAAACCUUACAAUUCUAUCAUCUGGUCACAUGACUUUAUAGGAAGCGGUGAUGGGGUCAUCAAAAAGGGGGCUUUUGGUCACUGGAAAACACAGUUUGGGUAUGGCUACCUAAUGCGUUUUUUAGGUGGACAAGGGAAACUAAUGUCAAAGGAAAAUGUGGAGGACAUUUUAUCAAAAAGCAGACUAGGGGAGAUUACAAAUCCUCGAGCAGAAAAGAAAUUCAACAUCGAAGAAAUACACAAUGAUGUUCAUGUGUGGAUCGGUGGGCAAAUGAAAACAAUAGAAAUAGCUGCUUUUGAUCCAAUGUUUUAUCCUCUUCACUCAUUCACAGACUGUAUAUGGACAGAUUUUAGAGAACAACAAAAAGCAAAAGGAAUUGAUCCUACUUCCGAUUAUCCUGAAUUCUAUGGAAGACCAACACACUCACCCUUUGCUCCAAUGUCUUUGGGAAGUGUUAUGGUUAUUGAUGGAAUAAGUGACAUUUGGAAUCAAUAUGUGCACUAUACACCAAGGCCUUCCUGUAAUGAAACUUACAAUGGUUGUAUUUCUCCGUACAUUAAAUGUGAUAUUUCUAAAAGAAAAUGCAUAUCUAAAAGUCGUAAUGAAGUUGAACUUGAAAAUCAUUCAUCAAAAUUGAAAAAUAAUGAUAUAAUGCCAACUAAACUAGUGCAAACAGGAUUUGAAAAUAAUGUCCAUUUAAGCAAAGAAACAGACUCUGAAAUGUUGUACAUUUCAAACAUACAGCUUAUAAAUAUAUCAGCUGCUGUUGGUUACAUAAAUUUCAAUAAAAUAAGUGAAACAUCAAUAGCAGCUCACAAGGUAGUGAAAAUAACAACAAUUUCAGAUGUUUACCAGUUCUAUUCAUAUUUAACAGCUUCUCAUACAGAUUUGAUUAACUUGUUGUUAUUUUUAAUAUAUUUGAGACAAUUUCACUUUAAACCAGAACACUAUUGAAUUCAUUAAGAAAUAAAAUAUGCAGAGAUUUA
Mytilus californianus (California mussel) is the source of this 1622-nucleotide messenger RNA. RefSeq names its product putative tyrosinase-like protein tyr-3. The transcript is spliced from 4 exons. Gene Ontology annotation, molecular function: oxidoreductase activity. The coding region runs from base 1 to 1590 and encodes 529 amino acids. The record is from RefSeq and is a predicted model, not a curated record. NCBI's taxonomy places the organism in Eukaryota, Metazoa, Mollusca, Bivalvia, Mytilida, Mytilidae.